Molecule: messenger RNA, 473 nt
Organism: Frankliniella occidentalis (western flower thrips)
Lineage: Eukaryota; Metazoa; Arthropoda; Insecta; Thysanoptera; Thripidae
Exons: 4
Coding region: 1-351 (116 amino acids)
Source: RefSeq, a predicted model, not a curated record
AUGUCCAUAUUGUUAGAUUUAUACAGUUGUGGAGACAGGGAUAGGAAGAAUGCUACAGAAGCAGUUCUUGAGGACGCUAGAAGAAGGUUCAAGAAGGAAAUUCUUCUGAAAACCAAGGAGGUGCAUCUGAUUGCCUUUGAAUUGAUUGACAACGCGUUGAAGGAGUAUGAGUUUGUGGACCUGGACGAAACAUUUGACGAACCCGCUGAGCUAGCUGCUGCUGCAGCUCUGGAUCGUCCAUUAGAGAGAAUUAGUGGGGAUACUUCAAAGCCAGUUAUGGACCAUCAUUUAGAUGAGCAACAUUUAGCGCUAAAGGAUCCUGCUCAGUUUAAAGUUAAUUUUAUUUCCUAGUCUUGACAUCAGUAGAGGCAAUUAAAUUAUAAUGUAUCUCACAAUUGUACUGUUUCUUUGAUUAGUUGCUUCAUCAACUCCCAAAAACCCAUCAAAUGAUAGUGAUGUUGGUCACGUCUGUA